GCGCAGCCCUAGAAGGAAGGGCGCCCCGGCUAGGAACAUGUCCCUUCAAAUACGACGACUCAAGGGGUUUCCAACAAUCUUCUCCUUAAUUCUCAUCACCGGAUUUGGAGUAGCGGGUGGUCUUUAUAUCCUUGCAAGGAAGACCUUCUUUAUUCCUGAAGUGAGCUGGGAGAAGAAAAAUCAAAAAUUAUGGAAUAAUCGGGGCCCCAGUGACCAGUACAAGUUAUUUGCCAUGUCUACGGACUCCAAAGACCGGGAGAAGGAUCGCCCAGACUGCUGAGUCAGCCCCUGCCCUGUUGAAGGAAAGUUGCUGGACUUGUCAUUGGCACAGCCACAUCUUCUGCCCCCUCGCCAGGCAGGAUGCGUCAGCCUUUUAAGGGUUCUCGAUUCAGCUUCUGCAUAAGCCAAGUUAACUCUGCAGCUGCUCUUCCCUGUCUCUGCAGUUUGCUAGUGUCAACCGCAAAGAUCGCCUACCGACAUCCGCAGCCCAUCCGCCAGAAUCAAAAGUAUGCAUUGACCCAUUCUACCACUAGGAAAUGCCCCUAAAUAUUGGGCUAACAAGCCACUUGUCUGUAAAAAAUCAGAAGGGGAGGGAGAGAGGGAGAGAAAAAGUGACACAAAGCACAUUCCUUCUGGUCCCAUUUGUGCAAACUUCUCGGUUCAGUAUUUUCCUUCCCUUCUUGCAAAUAUCCUUGGCUUUGACAUGCGGCAUUUCCUGCCUCCCACGCUCAGUUUUACCAUUCCCACAGAGACAGGACAGUCCCAGUACCUAGAUUUUGGAUCUAAUCAUGCCAGUUGAAGCCUUGUAGAGGACACCACCCACCACCAAUUCUAAAAGGAGUAGCAAGUUGGAUCUGCAAAUGUACCACCCUUUCACAGAAUCUGUCUGGGCCUCACUAGUUGUAGUCCAACAUAAUUUGUAUCCUCGGCCAUGGGUAUCACCGUAGAAGUAUCCAAACUACUUGUGCAUUUCUAUAUUUUUGCACACAGUACUAAGCCGUUUCCAAAAGAGAUGAAAGUGGUUGGAGAGAGACUUUUUGCAUCUGUUAACAGACACAAAGCUAGCUCCCUUUCGUCUCACACUCUUGUCUCACAGGCUCUCUGGGAAGGGUUUAAUAAUAGAAAAACCUGUAAGGCCAUUUUCACAGAGGCAAUGCGAGGGUGGAUA
Messenger RNA from Python bivittatus (Burmese python), 1168 nucleotides. It is a transcript of the gene COXFA4L2, whose product is annotated as cytochrome c oxidase hypoxia associated subunit FA4L2. Gene Ontology annotation, cellular component: respiratory chain complex IV. Lineage: Eukaryota; Metazoa; Chordata; Lepidosauria; Squamata; Pythonidae. The record is from RefSeq and is a predicted model, not a curated record.